Eimeria acervulina is the source of this 2784-nucleotide messenger RNA. RefSeq lists its product as hypothetical. The transcript has 10 exons. The coding region runs from base 1 to 2784 and encodes 927 amino acids. The record is from RefSeq and is a predicted model, not a curated record. Lineage: Eukaryota; Apicomplexa; Conoidasida; Eucoccidiorida; Eimeriidae.
AUGUACGGGGGUGGUGUUGGUGGGGAUGGUUAUGCUCCUUUAAUGCCUGGUGGUGGUGGUGCAGCAGCAGCAGCAGCAGCAGCAGCAGCAUAUGAUUCUUAUUCUUCUUCUUCUUCGUCUCCUUUCUCUCCUUUAUCCGCUCAGCGUGUAGCAUUAGGCGUUGAUUAUAGUUUAUGUAUAGGUUUAAGAGGGCAGCAGCCUCAGGUGUUUGUGUGGGGUUAUAACAGCAGCAAUGUUUUAGGAGUAGGAAUAGAGACACAAGAGCAGCAAUACCCUUUGCUGCUGCCCUUCUUUGUUAAGCAGCCGUUAUUUGCUGUUGCUGCUGGUGUCUCUCAUUCUCUUUUUCUUGUUAAAAGAGUUAAUGCAGCAGGGGGUAAAGUUUUUUCUGUUGGUCUAGGCAAUGAAGGGAGACUAGGUUAUAGAAAGAGAGCAGCAAAACCCCCUGCUGCUGCUGCUGCUGGUGGUGGUGGUGGUGCUGCUGCUGCUGGGGGUGGGGGUGACUUGCAGCAGCAGCAACAGCAGCAGCAGCAGCAGCAGCAGUAUGAUGAUGAAGAAGAAUAUGAUGAAGAAGAAGACAGCUGGUUCGCCCCACAUCCUUAUAAAGUAAAGUUUGCGGAUAAGGCUGAGAUAUCUAUGAUUGCAUGCGGAGCUAAUCAUAGCUUAGCUGUCUCCUCUAGCGGCGUCUUAUAUACUUGGGGGCAGGGCUCUCACGGGGCCUUAGGCAUCGGAGACACUAGCUGCAGAUACACCCCUACUAAAGUUAAAUUUAAUAAUAAGGAGACUGCUUUCGUUAUUGCAUGCGGAGCAUUUCAUACUUUAGCUGUAUCUGCAGCAGGAGGUUUAUAUGCUUGGGGGUCUGGCUUCGGGCUAGGAUUAGGGUUUAUAGACAGCAGCACGGGGGGUGUGUCUCCUCAGCCGCAGCAGGUGCGCAGCUUAGAGUCUCCUGUGCUGCAGGUAGCAGCAGCACCAUAUCAUUCUGCUGCAGUUACUGUGCAAGGAGACAUAUUAUGUUGGGGGGUUGGCAGCAACAGCAGACUAGGCAUCAGCAGCAGCAGCAGCAGCAGCAGCAGCAGCACCAGCAAUCAACCUUAUCCUGUUUUUGUUAACGAACUUAGAAAUAAAAUGUUUGUUGCAGAUCUAAGAAUUCAGUUAGCUGCACAUGUGGGGCCCGGUCGCAUUGGAGAUAUAUAUUUACCUGCUGCUGCUGCUGCUGCUGCUGCUGCUGGUGCUGGUGCUGGGGAUACACUUGGUGCAGCAACAGCAGCAGCAGCAGCAGGACCGAGCGCUUGGAGUCUGUGCAACGUUGCAUGCGGAGCUCAACAUACAGCAGCAUUAACAUCUGCAGGCUGUAUGUGGGUGUGGGGUAAUAAUGAUAAAGGGCAGCUAGGUGUAGGAGCUGAGGAGACAGAAGAGCAGUACGAACCCUUCUUAUUAGAUUGCUUCUCUCUCCCUGUAAAACAGAUUGCAUGCGGAGACAAUCAUUGUCUUAUUAUUAUUCUUCAUGGUGCUGUCUUUGCUUGGGGUGAUAAUACUUACGGCCAGUUAGGUUUAGGAAAUACUAGACCUGCCUAUACACCUCAGGGUGUAUCUGCACUUCGUAAUGCUAUCGAUGUCUUUGCUGCUUCCAACUACAGCGCAUGCAUCACAGCGGGUAUUAAAGAUACAGAUAUUACUGCAGCAGCAGCACCUGCUGCAGCAGCAGGAGCACCUGCUGCAGCACCAACAGCAGCACCAGCAGGGUUUCAAGACACCCAGCAAGCAGGUCAGUUAUAUAUGUGGGGUUCAGCAGAGAGCGGUAGACUGGGUCUAGGCGAGAAGCUCCUUAGUGGAGCUGUCUGUACACCCCACGCUGUCUCUAUCUCUUCUCCUGUCACGAAGGUUGCACUCGGAACGGGGAGCUGUACGCGUGGGGCUGCACUGGCGGGGGUCGUUUGGGUGUGGGGUGGAGACGCAAGCAGCUUCAGGAGACACCUGCGCGUGUGGUGCCUCACUGGGCAGAUCCGAGUGUCUCCGCAGCAGCAGGAACAGCAGCAGCAGCAGCAGCAGCAACUACAACAGCAGCAGCUGCAGCAGCAGCAAACCCUGCCCUGCAAGUUGAGGGGGUUUGGGGGUUUAAGCGAAGGAGAAGUGCAAGGGUUUUUGUCUCGCUUAGCUUUUGCUGCUGGAGGGGGCUCAUUAAAAGAUGUUUCGUGGUUUAGCUUGCAGCAGCUGCUGCAGCAAGAAGAGACAGACUGUCUCCCGAAUAACUUAACUUCCUUAGAGAACUCUUUAAUUGCUGUCUUGGGCAGACACCUCGACCGCUUGCUGCAGUUAGGAGACAGAGAAAAAGAACUCAGACAACUCGAAUUACACUACCAAACCACCCUAAUCGGCGUUGCUGCUCGAGCCCGGUGUUCUCUUGCUAGCGCGUCCGGUGGAGGUACACCUGAGGAGCUAAACUCGAAGCUGUCUGUCCUCCAACCGCUUGCAUUCAUCCUGCAGCAGCAACCUGCAUAUUUGCUGCGCUUAUUUUUUUCUGUCAACAGCAAAAAAGAGAGAGCAGUGCUGCUCCGUAUUACUCAACAGGUGUAUCUUGAACUCGGUGACAGACGCAUCGGGGGUUUAUUCUGCUGUUUAAUGCGGGCCGUGGCGAAGCAAGAAAUUGCAGAAGUUCCAGACCUGGAGUCGUGCAUGAACCCCACGACAUCGAAUUUGGUGGAGUUGGUUCGGAUGUACGCCCUGAGAGAUUUUUCUUUGUCUCAGCUUUGCAACGCUGCGCUGGAUUUAAGAAACCCUAAGGCUUGA